AAGAGUAAUAUAAGCAUACAGAGUCAAGUAUAAACAAAAUAUGAAUACAAUACUUUCUGCCAGCUGUAUAGUAGAAAGUUAGAAUAAAAAUAAUAAAUUUAGAUGUUCUUUUAUUUUAUAUUGUAAUAAAAUUAAAAGUAUGAAUCCAUCUAAUAAGCGUAUGAAUAAUAUGAAUGAUAAUCAAAACGUUAAGCGUGUUAAAAAAGAAUGUACUUACGGAGAAAAAUGCUAUAGAUUAAAUCCUGCACAUUUCAGGGAAUUUAGUCAUCCACAUUUGGAGUCAAUAUUGGAUAACUAUAAAGGUCCCGGAGACUAUGAUAUACCAGAAAAAUACAGUUUACAAAAGAAUAUGUUUGUUGAUCAAUUGAAUAUAAUUGUUGAGAAGAACCUAUAUGAGCCUAAGUCUAAAAUUAAUGAGGGUGUCACAAAUUUGAAAACAACAAAUCAAUCGGAAUCCAGUAAAAAUAAUGACAACUCAACGAGUCAGACACACACAAAAACUUCACAGAUAGACUCCGAUAAAAGUUUAAAAGAGACUAAAACGGAAAAAUUACAUUUAAAUAUGAAGAUAAACACAAGAGCUGAGGAGAACGUGUCACAGGAUAGAAGUAAACAUGAUAAUACUUCUAGCAGUAGUAGUUCUAAGACUGAUAAUUGUGUGUUGAAGGGAGAAAAAGUCAGAGAUUCAGACUACCGUCCAAUAGUGCCUCCAAAGAAGAGAGCGGAGGAUUUCUUAAAAGUGGUACUACCACGUGGUAACAUGGCAGCCAAGCAUGCAGCUUCCGCUCCCUACCACGUCUUCUACACCACCAUCACUGAUGCGCCCCAUACCCACCACCAGCCCUACUCCAUCACAUUCCAGGAGAUCCUCGACAGCAGUCUGGGCGAAUUGAAAUGUUCGCUACAGAUAAAUUUUAUGGUGGAAAUCAGCUGGCUACUGGCGCAGUACUACUUCGCAGGGUACAGCGCGAAAAAGUUGACAAUAUUGUACGGCGAUGACUGUUCGGAUAUGAAAGAUAUUAAUAAGAAGAAACCGAACGUCGAUGCGCAUUACGUUAACAUGGCAACACCGUUUGGAAAACAUCAUACUAAAAUGAUGAUACUAUGCUACGAAGAUGGUUCGAUGAGGGUAGUUGUAUCAACAGCUAAUUUAUACAUUGACGACUGGGAGAACAGGACUCAGGGUCUAUGGUUCAGCCCCCGUUGUCCAGAACUCCCCGCAGACGCGAUGCCCCAUGACGGUGAAUCCCCGACUAUGUUCAAAAAGAGCCUAUUACGCUACCUCGGUCACUACCACCUACCGCAACUAGUUUACUACCUAGAUAGGGUCAAGAGAUGCGACUUCAGCCAUAUCAAUGUAUUUCUCGUCUCAUCUGCCCCUGGGUCACAUUUCGACCAAGAUUGGGGCAUGAAUCGCGUGGGGACACUUCUGAGGCAACAUUGUGAGAUACCGGCUUCUGAAAACCGUUUGUGGCCGCUUCUAGCCCAAGCCAGUAGUUUGGGAAGCUAUGGCAAUGAUCCUAAGCUAUGGUUGACCGGCGACUUUCUUCACAGUUUUACAAAAAUAAAGAAUCAGCCGCAGAUGUUGUCACAACCGCCGCCUUUGAAGAUUAUCUAUCCGUCGUUAGAGAACGUGAAACAAUCUCACGAUGACUUAUUGGGGGGAGGCUGCCUGCCUUACGCGGCCGAGGCUCACAGGAAACAACCCUGGCUGAAUGAUUUCUUGCACCAAUGGCUAGCAACGCACACAGGCCGUAAUAAAGCAAUGCCGCACAUAAAGUCCUACACUCGAAUAUCGCCGGACAACAAGAGGGCGGCGUUCUACCUUCUGACAUCGGGCAACAUCAGCAAGGCGGCCUGGGGCUCCCUCAACAAGGGCAACAGAGCCCUGCGGAUCAUGAGCUACGAGUGUGGGGUCCUAUUGCUGCCGAGGUUUGUGAUAAACGAAGAUUCCUUCCCUCUGCAGGAGGGCGCUAAGAACCGUCUGAUAAUACCGUACGAUAUACCUCCGAUUAAAUAUACCGGGAGCAUGUCGCCCUGGGUGUCUGAUUAUUUGUAUUGAUGUUAUGUUAUUAUGUUAAUAAAUUUGUUUUAAUUAU
Molecule: messenger RNA, 2099 nt
Organism: Melitaea cinxia (Glanville fritillary)
Lineage: Eukaryota; Metazoa; Arthropoda; Insecta; Lepidoptera; Nymphalidae
Gene: gkt
Product: probable tyrosyl-DNA phosphodiesterase
Exons: 14
Coding region: 140-2062 (640 amino acids)
Biological process (GO): double-strand break repair; single strand break repair
Cellular component (GO): nucleus
Molecular function (GO): 3'-tyrosyl-DNA phosphodiesterase activity; double-stranded DNA binding; single-stranded DNA binding
Source: RefSeq, a predicted model, not a curated record